Microthlaspi erraticum is the source of this 2562-nucleotide messenger RNA. Lineage: Eukaryota; Viridiplantae; Streptophyta; Magnoliopsida; Brassicales; Brassicaceae. The record is from the annotation of a GenBank genome assembly.
AUGCGUCACAUAGGAUCCCACCUCUUAAUCGGACGCUUGUUUGAUCGAAGCUCCACUUCACAGCUCUUGAUAUCUGAAGUAAAAGGUGGGACAUUUGUGUCGCAUUUGGACCUACCAUUGAUGACUGGUGGUGGAUUAACGCCAUCGUCUUCAAACUCUGGGGUUUUCUUCCAAGGAGAUGACGAAUCUCAAGGCUUCAUGAACAACUCUCACUUGACUUCCUCUUACGGGAACUCAUCUACCUCCGUCCCUGGAUGUGGACCUGGUGGUUACCACAGUCUCGGCGUGGUCUCUGCGGAUAUGCACAACCAGGCUAUGAUGAGCGUGUCGACUCCUGGUCCAAGCGCAGGAGCUAGCUCCAUGGUGACUGAUGCUAACUCGUCAGGGCUCUCUAAUGGCGGUCCUCACUUGCAGCGCAGUGCUAGCAUCAACAACGAGUCCUACAUGCGUUUACCUGCUUCCCCAAUGUCCUUCUCCUCCAACAUCUCUGGCUCAUCUGUUCUUGACGGGUCCACUGUUGUUCAGCGAGGAGGCUCAAGCGCUACGUCGCUGCCUAGUUCGCAGACUAACCAAAUCCCUCUCUCGAUGGGACGUCGUGCCGCUUCCGAGACUUUCUUUCAGGACCCGAACAGUUUAAGCCAAGCGAGGAAGAAGCCUCGGGUGGAUACGAAGCAGGACGAUGCUCUGCAGCAGCAGAUUUUGCGUCAGUGGCUUCAGAGGCAGGAUAUGUUGCAGCAGCAGCAACAGAGCCAAAACCCACAGUUUCAGCUUUUGCUUCAGCAGCAAAAGCUGAGGCAGCAGCAUCAGUAUCUCCAGUCUCUCCCGCCGCUGCAGCGGGUUCAGCUGCAGCAGCAGCAACAGGUGCAGCAACAGCAACAGUUGCAGCAGCAGCACCAGCAACAGUUGCAGCAACAACAACAAGGAAUGCAGAUGCAACUAACCGGUGGUGGGCCACGGCCUUACGAGAACAGCGUCUGCGCUCGGAGAUUGAUGCAGUACCUAUAUCAUCAGCGACAAAGGCCUUCUGAGAGCAGUAUUGUUUAUUGGAGGAAGUUUGUGACCGAGUAUUUUUCUCCUCGUGCAAAGAAAAGAUGGUGUCUCUCACAUUAUGAUAAUGUGGGGCAUAGCGCUCUUGGUGUUUCUCCUCAGGCAGCCACGGAGGAAUGGCAGUGUGAUCUUUGUGGUUCUAAAUCGGGAAGAGGAUUUGAAGCAACUUUUGAUGUCUUGCCAAGGCUUAACGAAAUCAAGUUUGCAAGCGGUGUACUUGACGAGCUUCUUUAUCUGGGUGUGCCGUCUGAACGCAGAUUUCCGUCGGGAAUUAUGAUGUUAGAGUAUACAAAAGCUGUUCAGGAGACUGUGUAUGAACAUAUCCGUGUUGUUCGUGAAGGUCAUCUUAGGAUUAUAUUCUCCCAAGAGCUUAAGAUUCUCUUAUGGGAGUUCUGUACUCGCCGACAUGAAGAGCUACUUCCUCGUCGCCUUGUAGCCCCACAGGUGAACCAAUUGCUUCAGGUUGCAGAGAAAUGCCAGAGCACAAUCGAUCAAAGCGGAUCAGAUGGGAUUCAUCAGCAGGAUUUGCAAGCCAAUAGCAACAUGGUCAUGGCUGCUGGACGUCAACUAGCAAAAAGCUUGGAGUCACAUUCACUCAAUGACUUAGGCUUCUCCAAACGAUAUGUUCGGUGUUUGCAGAUUUCUGAGGUUGUCAGCAGCAUGAAAGAUAUGAUUGACUUCUGCCGUGACCAGAAAGUUGGUCCAAUCGAGGCUUUGAAGAGUUAUCCGUAUCAAACGAAGGCAGGCAAAUUGCAGAUGCAGGAGAUGGAUCAUCUAGCAAAUGCUGCUCGAGGGCUUCCACCUGAUAGGAACAGCCUCAACAAGCUCAUGGCCUUGCGCAAUUCCGGGAUUAACAUACCGAUGAACAGCAAUAUGAGCGGUCAAGGAUCUCUGCUUCCCGGCUCUACACCAGCCGCGGCCUUUGCGCUUACCAACUACCAGACCAUGCUGAUGAAACAGAACCAUCUGAAUUCAGAGCCAAGCAACGCCACAAUGGAACAAGAACCAUCAAGAAACCCGAGCCCGUCCCCUAGCUACCAAGGAACGAGUCCUCUGUUGCCUGGCUUUGUGCAAAGCCCAUCAAUCAGCGGUGUCUCUUCCCGUUUGUCUCCUCAGCGGCAAAUACCAAGCUCGAGUUAUAAUAGCGGAACAACCCAGCAAUACCAACAACAACAACAACCCUCCUGCAAUAGCAAUAACCAAACAUUGGAACAACAGAUGAUUCACCAAAUAUGGCAACAGAUGGCAAACAGCAAUGGAGGCUCCGGGCAACAACAACAACAGUCACUUUCUGGUCAGAACAUGAAUUCCAAUGUCAACAUGGGAAGAAUAAGAACAGAUUAUGGUCCCGCAGUGGAGACACCAAGCAACUCCAACAGAUUCAGAGGCAUUAAGGGUUUAGAGCAGAGUCAGAACCUGGAAGGUAUGGUCUCUAACACAUCUCUCAACUUUGCGAACAACGGCUUCUUUAGCAGUGAGGUUGAUGAAGGCAUGGGAUAUUCUUGGAAGGCAUGA